AUGACUGGCCCUCGAAGAUCCAAGCGACUGCAGUCUUGCAGUAAACCUGACCAAGACAAAGUCGCCAAGAUCGCAAGAGUGUCAAAAGAUCAGGAAGAGGCGGUUCCAGAACAGAACACAAAGAUGGGAGAGAGCGCCAUGGAAGGACCUUCAGACCCAGGGGUCUGCAGACCAUCGCCAAAGGAUCCAUCGGCAGACGAUGCAUCGUCAAAAGAUGCAGUCCCGAACCGUGCAUCAGAAGAAGCCCCGAAGUUCUCUCUCCAGGGCAGAGAAUUGUUAAACGCAGCAAUGCAACAGAGUGACCUUGCCCUCGCUGAAUCAAGUAAGCGGAAGGACGAAGGUCUUGUAAAGUUCCGACGGGCUAUUCAGGGUGAUGUUGGUUUAGGCUUCAGACAAGGCUACAUUACCUGGCAGUGGAAACACUUUGCUAGUCACAUUAGGGUGUUCCUAAUGGCCGCUGGUUUCAAGGAUCUUCCCUGGGAUAGACUUGACGAGGCCACUCAGCAAAGGUUUAUUGGAUAUUCGCCCUAUGCCCAACAGCUCUUUGAGACACCUCUUGUACGCCAGUUUAUGUUUGAACGAUGGGUCUGGGAGAUCAUUAAUGAGAACAUUUUCACAACAAAGAGUCAGGACAUUGAGUGGACGUCGCCGUAUUGGGAAGCUCAAGCUACAAUGGAACGCUUCUUGCGAGAGAAAAACUUCCGUUACAACGAGGAAGACCUGCGUUUCCAGUAUCCCAACUGGCGAUUCACCACAAUCAAUUUCUAUUACUCCCUUAAGCAACGAUCCAAUCGGAUAGGAGAGUAUUUCAAUGAAGUCAGGAUUGAGCCGGGAUGCGUGGUCAAGAUCUUGGAGAAAGCGCUUGGCCAAUACUUCCCUGAGAGUUCCGACCUCUUCUUUCAAGAGGAGAUCUCACGUCUUGCAAAGGUGGUUGCCGAGUUCGAGCUAGGCUUCGACUGCGGUCGCCAGACUCUUCAACUUGUCUUUCAUGACCCCAAUACCAAGGAGGCCUGUGGAUUUCCAUUUUCAGCCAGAGCCGAGGGAUUCGACACUCAAGCCUUGAUGAGAUCAGUUGGCUUCGAAGACGAAGCCGAAUGCAAUGGUCAUCCGGUCGAACUGGUUGUGUCGCCUAUGCUGGUGGCUUAUGGGCAUAAAGAUGGAUGGGAUUACCACGUUCCGGUUGUCGUGGAUCCAAUGAGAGUGUGUGUUGGAUACAUCGACGGGCUUAACCAGGACGAGGUAACUGAGACGGAGGAGGAUGGAGAGGGGGGAGGAGAAGAGGUUAAGAUCAUCAAGGAUAAAGAGGGCGUCACAAAGGAUGAGGAUGGGAAGAACAUCGAGGACGAGGAGUGA
Molecule: messenger RNA, 1353 nt
Organism: Fusarium tjaetaba
Lineage: Eukaryota; Fungi; Ascomycota; Sordariomycetes; Hypocreales; Nectriaceae
Exons: 3
Coding region: 1-1353 (450 amino acids)
Source: RefSeq, a predicted model, not a curated record